AUGUGUUUGAUUAUCGUAACAUCAUUAUUGAAGAAAUAUCGGGCAGAUGAGCUGGAAUCGCUUCUGAAUCCGAACAGCGCUAGCGAUAGGCAAACCGUGAACUUCGGUAGCAGUUUUUCAGAGGAUUCUCCUCGUGGAGUAAUUUCGCUGACAGCUGCUGAAGCUGGUGAUCAAGUACACCCCAUUGGAUUUGCUUCGAAGAGUAACAAAUUACCCGAAUUUCCAAAAAACGAACUGGAAGACAGCAUUUCUAAGCAACAGCGUGACUUUAUCCUUGGUUUACCGAAUCUAACAGAUCCCUUUCCAGGCGAUCCAUGUUUUCGGAAUUACGAAGAUUACAUUAUUGUGAAUGCGCAACCAUAUGAACGUCGCUCUAAGAUGGUGCUGCAACAGUGCAAGCAGCGAUGCAUGCAGUCUCAAACAGGCAUUUAUAGCUGCCGAUUUGUGAUUUAUUUGCGCAUCAAGGCGAUCAACUACCAGCAAAGUAAGCUUUUUUGCUCCUGUACCGUAGCAGAGUUGGCUAACGGAGUCAUAAUCGAAACUGAGCACUACAGCAAUCCCUACAACGAGCGAUCUGCUGGAGGAGGCGGAAAAGCAGGAAAACUGUGA
Messenger RNA from Gongylonema pulchrum, 609 nucleotides. Lineage: Eukaryota; Metazoa; Nematoda; Chromadorea; Rhabditida; Gongylonematidae. The record is from the annotation of a GenBank genome assembly.